Microthlaspi erraticum is the source of this 312-nucleotide messenger RNA. The record is from the annotation of a GenBank genome assembly. NCBI's taxonomy places the organism in Eukaryota, Viridiplantae, Streptophyta, Magnoliopsida, Brassicales, Brassicaceae.
AUGGCAAGAAAAAUCAUUGGGUUUCACGGAUCUGCUGACGCCAAACUCAACUCUCUUGGAGCAUAUGUUACUUUGAUCACUCCAACUAAAUUGGAAGCGAAAGGAGGCAAGGGAGGCAACGAGUGGAAUGAUGGACCCGACUAUGAGGCUGUAACAAAGAUUCAUAUACGUGCUGGUGUAAAAGGCAUACAUAACAUCAAGUUCGACUAUGUAGACAAAGAUGGACAUCCGAAAGAGGGGCCAACGCAUGGUUCUACCUCGGGUGGAGGUUUCACGCUGGAGCCGGUACUGUUCGUUUGCUCAUCCAGCUGA